GUUUUAUUUCUACCCCUUCCUCUUCGGUGAGCGAACUACUCAUCAGUAGAGAAUUUGGGGGCGAUUAGGACCGCGGAGUAGAGUAGUCGCCAGCGCCAAACCCUCUCCCUGAUCUUCCGAUCUUGUUCUGCUUUAUUCAUCUAUAUCUCCGGUGCUGUGGAUCGGUACUGCACGAAUGGCUCGUCUUUACGUUGGUAAUCUAGAGCCCCGAACCACUGCACGGGAACUUGAAGACGAAUUUCGUGUAUUUGGGCCUCUACGAAGCGUUUGGGUUGCUAGAAAACCACCAGGCUUUGCUUUCAUUGAUUUUGAUGAUAAGAGAGAUGCUCAAGAUGCAAUCCGUGAUCUGGAUGGCAAAAAUGGAUGGAGAGUAGAAUUGUCCCAUAACUCAAGCAGCCGUGGUCGUGACCAUCAUGGAGCAUCAGAUAUGAAGUGCUAUGAGUGUGGAGAGACAGGUCAUUUUGCUCGUGAGUGUCGUCUUCGAAUUGGUUCUGGAGGAUUAGGCAGUGGAAGACGUUGGAGUCGGAGUCGAAGUCGAAGUCGCAGCAGAAGUCCUAGAUACCGCCGAAGUCCUAGUUAUGGCCGAAGGAGCUAUAGUCCUCAUGACCGCUCUCCAAGACCACGCAGUCCUUCACCUCCUCGCCGAAGCAGUCACAGCAAGUCUCCUCCUUAUGACAAUCAGCGUUCUGAAUCACCGCAUACUAAUGGAUAUCAACGCCGCAGCAAGAGCUGAGUUAUGUCCACUUGAUCAGGAGUCUCUUUGUGAACUUUAUAGGUCAUGGGCUUUUCUUAAAAUGAAUGUCUCCUUCUGUUUGAUCUGCACUCAGGCAUCUUGGAUUGGUUAAGUAUCUUGAACUUUCUUUUGCAUGUCUUUUAUUAAGCAUGAUGAACUCCUGAUAUUUUAGAGCAGACUAUGAUGUUUAUUUGGAUCAUAUAUUAUAAUUCCAGCUAAGUUCUGUAUGUUCUUUUAUUUUGUGUCGAGGAGGCAUCGUCGUCGUCCUGCUUUUACGACUGCCCGUCUUCGGCAUUCCUCGUUUUUAUGCUACUGCUACGUCUUCGUCAUUCAUUGCCUUUAUGACUCUACUACUGCAAAUGAUUUUGCUCUUCCUCACAUGCGCACACCAUCUUCAACAACUCUGUGAACGUCGUGUGAAGGAGGUAUCAUUCUGCUUUAACAACUGCCGCCAUCGGCAUUCCUGUUUCUGUUUCUACUGCAUCUUCAGCACUCCUCGCCUUUUUGUUUCUACUACUACACAUGGUUUUAUUCUUCGCAUGCUAGCACCAUGUUCGACGAGUUAAGAAUACCUUGUGUUACGGAGGCAUCCAUUCUGAUUUAAUGACUUCCUGCCUUCUGCAUUCCUUGUUUUUAUGGUCGACUGCAUCUUCGGCAUUCCCUGCCUUAUGGUUGUUCUACUACUACACUCAGUUUGGUUCUUUCUUUGCCAACCUGAGAAUAUCUUCUCAUGUCGAGGGGACAACAUUCUGCUUUGACGCUUGCCUGCCUUGGGGACUUCAUUUAGGGCACUUCUGCAUCUUCAGCAUUCCUUGCCUUUAUGGAUCUACAACUACACAUGGUCUCGUUCUUCAUGUGCGAACACCAUCUUCGACAACUGAGAAUCUGUGUUGAGGUGGUAUAACCAUGUCUCUAGCACUGUCUUUUGUGGUUCUAUUACAACACAUGGCUUUGCUCUUUGGUGUCCGAACACUAAUCUUCCACAAUUUGAGAAUAUCAUGUUCUAUAAUUUACACUAGUGUUGUAUUCUUCUACUGUUGAGCUGCAUUACAGAAGUCCUUUAUUGUUGUUGUAAAAGGUUUCAGGGGCUAUUUCGCCAUUA
Messenger RNA from Zingiber officinale, 1835 nucleotides. Its product is annotated as serine/arginine-rich splicing factor RSZ21A-like. NCBI's taxonomy places the organism in Eukaryota, Viridiplantae, Streptophyta, Magnoliopsida, Zingiberales, Zingiberaceae. Gene Ontology annotation, cellular component: nuclear speck. The record is from RefSeq and is a predicted model, not a curated record. Bases 176 to 733 code for a protein of 185 amino acids. Gene Ontology annotation, molecular function: zinc ion binding; RNA binding. Gene Ontology annotation, biological process: mRNA splicing, via spliceosome. The transcript is spliced from 6 exons.